AUGGAGAUAGCCUUAGCAAGGGCACAAUUAGAUGAAUCUCCAGAGGCUACUAUGGCACCCAUUAAAGUAGAAAAACAAUUGAAGAUGAAGAGAGCUUUGAAGUAUGGUAGUGGUGUCCAUUUAGCUCCAAAGGCCCCUUGGAAACCAAAUGUAUAUAAGACUUCUAAGGGUGAGAAAGAAAUUCCUAAGUUUAGGAAAGAAGAGUGGAAGGGGAAAGAAAAGAGAGUCAUGGUGAUUAGGGAAGAUGGGGAUGUAGAGAGUGAGGAAGAAAAUGAAUCCGAACCUUUGAUGUUAGUUGAGCGGAAUGAAAAUGAAGAGGAUGUGCACGUUGAACAGCCAUCCCAUGGGUGUGUGGUGAAGGAGAAAUUGUGUAGCAUGAUUAUAGAUGGCGGUAGUUGUUGCAAUGUGGCUAGUUCCUUACUUGUGGAGAAAUUAGGAUUGCUUACCCUUAAGCAUCCUAAACCUUUUGGGUUACAACGGCUAAAUGAUUGCAACAAAGUGAAGGUAACUAAGCAAGUAGUGGUACCUUUCACUAUAGGGAGCUACCAUGAUGAGGUCUUAUGUGAUGUAGUGCCCAUGAUAGCUACACAUAUCUUGCUAGGUAGGCCAUGGCAGUAUGAUAGGUAUGUGAUUCAUGAUGGGAGGAAGAAUCACUACAAUUUGAAGAAAGAUGGCCGCACACAUGCCUUGGUGCCCUUGUCAUCAUCACAAGCACAUGAGGACCAAAUGAGAAUAUUGAGGGCUGUUGAGGAGAGAAAAGAUAGUUGGAGAGAAAAAUUAAGAGAGGCCGAGCAUAAGAGUGAAGAAAGUAAAGAAAGUGAGUGUAAUGGAAAAGGGAGAGGGCUCGGGAUAAAAGAAGAGAAGAGAGAAAAAGAUGAGCUUGAAUACCAGGAUGUGUUUCUGGAUGAGAUACCUUCGGAUUUCCCACCUAUUCGGGAUCGGCCUAUAGGAGUAGUCCAGCUGAGACAGGUAGAUGAGCUUUUGGCCAAGGGACAUGUCCAUGAGAGCAUGAGUCCUUGUGCAGUUCCUGUUUUGCUCGUGCCGAAGAAGGAUGGAACAUAUAGGAUUAAGAUUGAUUUGAAGAGCGGUUACCAUCAAAUUAGAAUUAGAGUUGGUGAUGAAUGGAAAACUGCCUUCAAAAUAAAACAUGGCUUAUAUGAGUGGCUAGUGAUGCCUUUUGGUCUCUCUAAUGCCCCUAGUACUUUCAUGAGGCUUAUGAAUCAUGUUUUGAGACCUUUUAUUGGACAGUUUGUUGUUGUCUACUUUGAUGAUAUUCUUGUCUAUAGCAAAAACAUUGAUGAUCAUUUGCAUCAUUUGAAACUUUUGUUUGAUGUGUUGAGAAAAGAAAAAUCAUAUGCAAAUGUGAGAAAGUGUUCUUUUUGCUUAGAAAGAAUUGUGUUUUUGGGAUUUGUUGUGAGUAGCAAAGGUGUUGAAGUAGAUGAUGAAAAGGUUAAGGCAAUUAGAGAUUGGCCAACACCUAAAAAUGCAUCUGAAGUUAGGAGCUUUCAUGGAUUAGCAAGUUUUUAUAGGAGAUUUGUACCUAACUUGAGUACAUUGGCUGCUCCAUUAAAUGAACUUGUAAAGAAUGUGACAUUUGUUUGGGGUAAAGAAUAUGAACAUGCAUUUGCCAUGCUUAAAAAGAAAUUGUUUUCUGUACCUUUAUUAAUUUUGCCUAAUUUUGACAAGACAUUUGAGAUUGAAUGUGAUGCAUCAGGUGUAGGGAUUGGAGCUGUUCUCAUACAAGAGAAACGUCCAAUUGCUUACUUUAGUGAAAAGUUGCAUGGUGCCACAUUGAAUUAUUCUACAUAUGACAAAGAAUUGUAUGCAUUAGUUAGGGCAUUAGAGACAUGGCAACAUUAUCUAUGGCCUAAGGAAUUUGUCAUACAUUCUGAUCAUGAGUCUUUGAAGUAUAUCAAAAGCCAACAUAAGUUGAGUAGGAGACAUGCUAAAUGGGUAGAAUUUAUAGAGUCUUUUCCUUAUGUUGUGAAAUAUAAGCAAGGUAAAGAGAAUGUGGUUGCUGAUGCACUCUCCCGCAGGUAUAAUCUUCUUACUACUCUUGAUUCUAAAUUAUUGAGAUUUGAGUAUGUUAAAGAAUUAUAUGAGCAUGAUGAUGACUUUGCUGCCAUAUUCCAUGCAUUUGAGAAAUUUGCAUUCCAAAAGUUUUCAAAAAUGGCUCAUUUUAUCCCAUGUCACAAAAAUGAUGAUGCUACAUAUGUUGCUAAUCUAUUCUUUAAGGAGGUUGUUAGGUUACAUGGUAUACCUAGAACCAUUGUAAGUGAUAGGGAUGUCAAGUUCUUGUGUCAUUUUUGGAAGGUUCUUUGGGGAAAAUUGGGAACUAAGCAACUUUUCUCUACUACUUGCCAUCCCCAAACUGAUGGCCAAACAGAAGUAGCGAAUUCCUUAGUCACACUUUUGAGAGCCUUAGUGAAACAAAAUUUAAAGUCUUGGGAGGAAUGCAUUCCAUACAUAGAAUUUGCAUAUAAUAGGGUUGUGCAUUCAUCGAGUGGAUACUCUCCUUUUGAGCUUGUUUAUAGUUUUAAUCCGCUUACUCCCUUGGAUUUGUUACCAUUGCCUAUUGAUCAUGUUGCUUCAUUGGAUGGUGAGAAAAAGGAUGAAAUGGUUAAAAAGAUGCAUGAACAAGCUAGGUUGCAUCUAGAAAAGAAAAAUGAGCAAUAUGCAUCUCAUGCUAAUAAGGGACAAAAGCCUAUGAUUUUUGAACCCGGUGACUUGAUAUGGAUCCAUUUGAGAAAGGAAAGGUUUCCUAACCAAAGGAAAUCUAUGUUGCAUCCUAGAAGUGAUGGCCCUUUUCAAGUGCUUAAAAGAAUUAACAAUAAUGCUUAUAAGAUAGAAUUGCUUAGUGAUUAUGGUGUUAGUAAUACUUUUAAUGUAACUGAUCUUACUCCUUUCCUUGGUGCAGAAACAAAUUCGAGGACGAAUUCUUUUCAAGUGGAAGAGGAUGAUGAGGAUUAUCAUGGAGCACCACCACCCUUCAAAGGGGCAAUCACUAGGGUGAGAGCUAAGCAACUUCAAAGCAUGCUCAUGGACCAUAAAAGAAUUUUUGGCUUAGGAGAGGAGCUGCAUAAGCAAGGCCUAGCUUGCUUGCUCGAAGAAUCUUAG
Messenger RNA from Hevea brasiliensis (rubber tree), 3117 nucleotides. RefSeq lists its product as uncharacterized. The record is from RefSeq and is a predicted model, not a curated record. Gene Ontology annotation, biological process: DNA integration. NCBI's taxonomy places the organism in Eukaryota, Viridiplantae, Streptophyta, Magnoliopsida, Malpighiales, Euphorbiaceae. The transcript is spliced from 8 exons. Gene Ontology annotation, molecular function: nucleic acid binding. The coding region runs from base 1 to 3117 and encodes 1038 amino acids.